CUUCGUACCUCUUGAAAUAAACCUCUCUGUUCUAAGAACAUGAAGUCUGCGACACUUGGCCACUUUCCCUGAAAGGUUAGAGCCAGUGGGUGAAAUCCCCACCAUGUCCCUCUCCUCUGUCCCUGCUCGACUCACCCUUCUCGCCCUUCUCUCUGCCUCCUCAUUCUAUUGCUUCUACAAGUCUCGCCGCCUCAGACAACUCAAAUUCUCCUUAAACCCUAUCCCUUAUACUAACCCUAAUCUCUCUCAUUCGAAAGCCAAGAUCUUCUUUGUUUCACAAACUGGUACCUCGGAAGCCCUAGCUCGCCGUCUCUUCGAUCUUUUAUCGUCGAACAGUCUGUCGUUCGACCUUGUCGAUCCCAAGGACUACGAGCCUGAGGACCUCCCGAAAGAAUCACUUGUUUUAAUCAUCGCUUCCACCUGGGAAGAUGGCAAGCCCCCUCCAAAUGCCAAGUUCUUCUCAAGUUGGCUCUCCGAGAGCGCAGAGGACUUUAGGGUCGGGUCUCUGUUGCUGUCUCGGUGUAAAUUCGCGGUCUUCGGAGUGGGAAGCGGUGCUUACGGCGCUACAUUCAAUGCGGUUGCGAGGGACUAUUCGAAGCAGAUGAGAGCGUUGGGUGCCAACGAGAUUUUGCCAGUCUGGGAAGGGGAUGUGGAUAACGGUGAUUUUGAUGAGGUAUUUGAGGCCUGGAGUGCUAAAGUGGUUGGGCUUUUGAAGGUUGGCGUCUUAGAUAAUGGUGCAGUUUUGCGUUCUGAGACUGAGGCCUUAGCUGGUGGGGUGAGUGAUGCUGAGAGUUUUGGUAGCUCGGAUGAGGAUGAGGAUCGGGAAGGCAGCGCGGAGAUUGUUGAUCUGGAGGAUAUUGCGGGAAAAGGGCCAUCGAGGAAGUCGACGGUAAUGGCUGAAAGUAACGGGAAAUUGAAUGGGAAAAAAGAGAUGGUGACUCCGGUGAUUAGGGCGAGCUUAGAGAAGCAGGGAUAUAAAAUUAUUGGUUCACAUAGCGGUGUGAAAAUUUGUAGAUGGACCAAAUCACAGCUUAGAGGCCGGGGAGGUUGCUACAAGCACUCAUUUUAUGGAAUUGAGAGUCAUAGGUGUAUGGAGGCAACCCCUAGUUUGGCAUGUGCCAAUAAAUGUGUUUUCUGUUGGAGACAUCAUACAAAUCCUGUUGGAAAGAGUUGGCAGUGGAAGAUGGACGAUCCGCUAGAGAUUGUGAAUACUGCCAUAGACCUACAUACAAAUAUGAUUAAGCAAAUGAAAGGAGUACCUGGUGUUAAAUUGGAGCGAUUAAUGGAGGGUCUCGCACCUAGGCAUUGUGCCCUAUCUCUUGUUGGUGAACCAAUUAUGUAUCCAGAGAUUAAUACAUUAGUGGAUGAGCUGCACCGGCGGCGGAUAUCUACUUUUCUAGUUACAAAUGCACAGUUUCCUGAAAAGAUUGAAGCACUUAAGCCUGUUACCCAGUUAUACGUGAGUGUAGACGCUGGAACAAAGGAGAGCUUGAAGGCAAUUGAUAGGCCACUCUUUGGAGACUUUUGGGAGCGAUUCAUUGAUUCCUUAAAAGCUCUCAAGGAGAAACAACAGCGAACUGUAUACCGGCUCACUCUGGUGAAAGGCUGGAAUAUCGAAGAUAUAGAUGCUUAUUCUAAUCUCUUUAGUAUUGGAAAACCUGAUUUUGUUGAAAUAAAAGGCGUUACAUAUUGUGGAUCGUCUGCUACAUCAAAGUUGACAAUGGAAAAUGUCCCAUGGCAUUCUGAUGUGAAAGCUUUUUCUGAAACCUUAGCUCUAAGAAGCCAAGGGGAGUAUGAGGUUGCAUGUGAACAUGUCCACUCCUGCUGUGUCCUCCUGGCAAACACUGAGAAGUUUAAGGUCAACGGCAAGUGGUUCACGUGGAUAGAUUAUGAAAAGUUCCAUGACUUGGUGGCUUCUGGAAAACCUUUUGACAGCAUGGAUUACAUGGCUGCCACACCAUCCUGGGCUGUCUAUGGAGCAGAGGAAGGUGGAUUUGAUCCGGAUCAGUCUCGAUAUAAGAAGGAGCGACAUCACAAAUCGGGCCGCUGAAUGACCAGGUUACAUACACAAACUAGUAUUGAGUUGACAGAAUUUUGUUCUCCAAAUAUAUCAAUCAAUAGGUUAUAUUUUGGUGCACUCCAUGGCUAAUUGGCUAUGGAUAAGAUCCCAAAAUCCAGAUUAGUAGGAUAUUUUGUUGCUGUUGAAUUAUAUUUUAUGUUUCUCCCGUUUUCCAUAUAUUUCUUAAGAACAAAACUUAAUUUUGAGUGCAUAGCGUUUUGUCAAGGUUUUAUUUUACAAUUGCUUUGUUAGAGAAGCUAGACACUUAGCGCUCCACCUGUAUCUGAAUUUAAUUUAAAUAAAUUCAGGGAAAAUAUUAUAGUU
This is a messenger RNA of Juglans regia (Persian walnut), 2383 nucleotides long. RefSeq names its product S-adenosyl-L-methionine-dependent tRNA 4-demethylwyosine synthase. Gene Ontology annotation, molecular function: 4 iron, 4 sulfur cluster binding; FMN binding; catalytic activity. NCBI's taxonomy places the organism in Eukaryota, Viridiplantae, Streptophyta, Magnoliopsida, Fagales, Juglandaceae. The record is from RefSeq and is a predicted model, not a curated record. The coding region runs from base 104 to 2050 and encodes 648 amino acids. Gene Ontology annotation, biological process: wybutosine biosynthetic process. The transcript is spliced from 8 exons.